Impatiens glandulifera is the source of this 942-nucleotide messenger RNA. RefSeq names its product protein LIGHT-DEPENDENT SHORT HYPOCOTYLS 4-like. The record is from RefSeq and is a predicted model, not a curated record. Gene Ontology annotation, cellular component: nucleus. The coding region runs from base 155 to 814 and encodes 219 amino acids. Lineage: Eukaryota; Viridiplantae; Streptophyta; Magnoliopsida; Ericales; Balsaminaceae. Gene Ontology annotation, biological process: mRNA transcription; response to light stimulus. The transcript has a single exon.
AAUUAAAAAAUAAAGAACGUGGAGUUUAUGCUUUUAUGGACCUAAACAUGGUGUUUAAACUUUACUUAGUCCACCCACAUCCACACCUCCUCAUCCAUUAAAAUCCCACAUCGCCUCGCCGGAAACUUCUAUUCUAUUCCUCUUCUAUAAAACCAUGUCGGCAGCAGUCGCCGCCGCUGCUGCCGCCGCCGCCGCCGCAGCUUCCAGGAGGUCUAAGGAAAAUACAACCCACUUCAGACAAUUCGCCGCCGCUUCUUACAACCGGCCGUCGUCGAGGUUUGAAGGAAAUUCCAGUCAUCCUUCUACAGUAGGGAAUAAUGAUCUCUACGAUUCAAAAAAAAGGUCUGAUUGGAACUGUUUCAUUCAAUAUCUCGAAAAACAUCAACCGGAGGUGGGUCUCAAUCGCUGCGGCGGCCCUGAAAUCGUGGAAUUUCUUCGGUCGGGAGAAUUUAAGGUUCAUUUGGAUAAUUGUCAGUUUAGGGGACAAUGUUUGUGUCCUGUUUGGGAUAGUCUUAAUGCAAUGGUGGAUCGUCUUCGGAGGAGCUUUACGGAGAAGAUUGGAUUCAUGGAAUCAAACCCGUUUUCUGAUGAAGCGGUGGAAAUCUAUUUGAUGGAAAUUAAGGAUAGAGAGGAGAAAAACAGAGGUGUUACUUAUGAUAAGAAAGAACAUUAUAAUCAAUUGGUAAAUAUUGCGCCGCCGCCACCGUCGCUACCGUCGUCACCGCCGCCGCCGCGGCAAGUAACUUCAUCCUCUACUUGUCCCCCACAAAUAAAACGUAGCUCUUGGUGGAACUGUUGUUGUUUUUCGGCUUAAUAGAAAAAGACUCAAAUUUUAUAUUUGGAUAUAUGUUAAACUACUUUAUAUUCUUUAAUACUAUUAUUUAACAUGUUUUUUCAAGGUUUAUUUAAAUUUAUUGCUUACAUAUAAAUAAAUUAUUGAUU